AUGCGUAAUUCUGUGAUUGAGGGCCGCCGGUACCGAAAGACGAAGAGAGAAAUCGACGCAGACCUGGAUAAGAUCAAUAAUGACGCGCAACCAGCUUGGAACGAGUAUACCGCUGCCAUUAACGACCUCAAGGCGGCGAAAUGGAACUCGCGUUUCAGGUCCGCAUCUCGAAUGCUUGCAGAACGACGUAGUCUAAAAGAGGCAAAAGGAAGAGUUAGACGCGCGCAACUAGCGUAUCGAAGUUUUAAGACGCGUGAACUACAGCUGAAGGGCAGGCUGCAGGAUGCGGAGCAGAGAUGGUUCGCUGUCCUGAAAGAUAUGGACUAUUACCAAGCCAUGUUUCUGGAGCAUGCUGGGUCGUUACCGCAGGAUAAGGACAAAGGCUGGCCAUUGAAAGCUUACGAGUACCAUCAAAGGAUUCGGUCUCGACACUAUGGGGACGGUGAUGUCUAUGACGGGGAGGAUACCGACACUGAUAGCUCUAUUGAGGAAGCCACGACGCGCGUAGGCGACAACGAAACUCCAGAGCAGGCUCAACGAUCGUACAAUAAAGAACUAAUUGAUAUCAAAGAAGAUUGGGUGCAACACCUUGCAGGUCUAGAGGCGAAACUCCAGUCUGCGAGGCAGCAGCAUGACUAUGCCCGAGGCACGCACGGACCCUUGUUGGAUUUCUACUGCCAAGAUAACCCCGAUCGCGAUCCAGAGGAACUGAAGGAUGAGUAUGGCCCGAAAUUUGUGCAGCUUACGCGAAAAUAUGUGACGAUGAUACGAGAUGCAGAGGACGCAUUAGAUAACGGAAACGCGGCGGCGAGAGCAGCUGGAAUCGAUCCAUAUGCGGAAAAUGCGUACGACUUGCGUGGCGAUGAGAAGUACCUAGAGAGAUUGGUUGCGGAAGACGCCGAAAAAUGUAUAGCAAAUGUCGACCGCAGAAAGAUCUCUCGAUGGCUAGAUAGCUUCCGAAGAUACCAGCCAUGGCCAGUGUUGAAGCUGAACUCCGACGCUCAGAUUCAGCGGGAAGCCAACUAUGUGAUAGGGUAG
Messenger RNA from Alternaria conjuncta, 1038 nucleotides. RefSeq lists its product as uncharacterized. NCBI's taxonomy places the organism in Eukaryota, Fungi, Ascomycota, Dothideomycetes, Pleosporales, Pleosporaceae. The record is from RefSeq and is a predicted model, not a curated record. Bases 1 to 1038 code for a protein of 345 amino acids. The transcript has 2 exons.